Molecule: messenger RNA, 1108 nt
Organism: Vitrella brassicaformis
Lineage: Eukaryota; Vitrellaceae
Source: the annotation of a GenBank genome assembly
GUGCCUGUCUGAGUGUGUAUGUCUGCGUCCAAUGCCUGCUCAGAUCUUCGCGGCCAUCUCCUCCUCCUCUCUGCUCUUGCCGUACAGCUGGGGCUUGAUGUGUCCGUUGGCACCGUCGUCGCCCGGGGCCUUCCUGGGCAGCAGCACGUGCUUGUAAAGCAGAGGCAGCGACACUAGGAUGAUGGACAGGAUCAGCGUCAUCAUCACGAUCUCGUUGACGGGGAUGACAGCAACGCACACCUGACCAACACACACAAUUAGUGGAUGGGUGGAUGGAUUGAUGGCGCGUCCCAUACGUACCAGUACGACCAGCAUGAUGGCCAGCCAUAUGGUUGAGCCGAUGUGUCGCGCCCAGGGGGCGUACACCAUGGUGUAGCACCCAAUAGACGUAAUGCACCGAAGCAUGCCGCUGGCCGAUUCAACCGCACACGCAACACAAGCACAAGCGUGAAUGUCCAUCCAUCCGUCCAUCUGUGCAGUGUGUGUGUGUGUUGGUGCUGUGAUGCUUACUUGGCCCAUCCCGGCACAGGGUGGUCCUCGUGAGCGCCUCCCUCAUCGAUGGCGGGGAUGCCCAUGAGCCAGAGCAUCACCCCACAGAUGCCCGCCACCACUAUCAUCCCGAUGUACCGGCGCCGCCCCUCUCGCGGCAGACUGGGCAGCUCGCUCACAUAGAACUCCAGCCACACGGCCAGCGCACCCAUCAUCACAGCCGCCACCAAGUAGAAGGCGAUAUCGUCAGGGUGGAUGAACUUCUUGUUGUCGCCAUCUGGGUCACGCAUCAGCAGCACGGCCCAUCCCAGUGCCUGCCCCAGGUUGAGGAGGGCGUGCAUGCCCGUGAUGGCCGCUGCCGCCUCCCACUCUCGGUAUUGAGGGAAGGCGAGCGCGAGUGCGAAGAGGGCGCUGAGUGCGAGGAAUACGGCGUGGAAUGCCGCCCAGGGGGGAGGGGUGAGCGCACCGUUGACACACGCGAACACGAUAAGAAUGACCCCUACGGCCGCGCUGCAGCCGACGAAGGCCAUGGGAGCCCCGCGCACAGAACCCAUUCUCACGUCGCGGGAAGAGAGACCGGAGAAUGCGCAAAAAGAUUGAGCAGUCUGCAAGCUCAGCU